Messenger RNA from Guillardia theta CCMP2712, 4062 nucleotides. RefSeq lists its product as hypothetical. Lineage: Eukaryota; Cryptophyceae; Pyrenomonadales; Geminigeraceae. The transcript has 3 exons. Gene Ontology annotation, cellular component: SCAR complex. Gene Ontology annotation, molecular function: small GTPase binding; RNA 7-methylguanosine cap binding. The record is from RefSeq and is a predicted model, not a curated record. Gene Ontology annotation, biological process: regulation of translation; cell morphogenesis; regulation of actin filament polymerization. The coding region runs from base 1 to 4062 and encodes 1353 amino acids.
AUGUCGCUCUCAAGUGGAACUUUCGCGCUGCAGACGCUGGAGCUGAAGCUAGAAGAGUACAAGCGCGAUCAUCCUGAUGGAGCAGCCAACAGCGGCCUUCUCACGCGCGAGCUGGCGGUGUGUCAGCCGCAGGUGCAAGGAGCAAGCAACGCUCUCUUCUUCCCUUGCGGGGCCAGUCAAGACUUUGUGUUUGACCGCCACCUGUCAAGGAGAGACGGUAUCCUCGAUGAUGCAGAGAAUCUAUCUCAGGUGGUGGAAGACUUCGAUGCUGUCAUGCUGAUCGAGAGAUGGGUGGGCAAGGCUGACGGCUGGAUCCACUGGCUGUACACGUACCGCAGCAUUGCCAAGACCUUCUCUCAGAGCAACCCGGACUAUGCGAGUCACAUCAACAUGCUCAAGUCGACAGUCCACAAGCUGAAGGAGCUCCACACGUUUGUGCUGUCGUGCCUGCAAGACGCCGUGGUGAAGCAGUUCCAAGCCUUGCUGGAGCAGAAGAACAAGGACCAGGCGUGGAACGAGGAGAGACUGUGGGCUAUCAUCAAGAUCCUGGAUAAGUUGUUUGUGAUCGACGUGCUCAAGGACAUGAAGCCCAGCCUCAACAACGACUACUCGAGCUGGAGGAGAGGCCUCCAGGCCCUGACAACGGACAACAGGCAGUUGCUCAACAAUGACCUGUUUUGCGAUCAAGAUCUGUCUCAUUACCUUGCAAACAAGUCCAACCUUGUCAAGAUGCUCACCGGAAGUAUCUUUCGCAUCCGUCUUGCCAAGCUCUUCUCGAUGAAUGUGACGGUGCAGCUGCUGCGCCUCUGCCUCCAAGUUGCGAGGAAGCAGUUCGAGGAGGUCGGAUGGUUUGGUCUCAACAGCAGGCACGUCGCGCACAGGGUGAUAUCCCUCUGUCUUGUGAUGCUGGGAGAAGACGCGGCCGAAGUCGCCAGCGUGAUGGACGGAAGUAAAGGAUACAAAGAGGUCAAGGCCGGGAGCCUGGUGAAAGAUGCCGUCGACUUCAUCACGUCCUACCCCGUCUGUCCGGUGUUUGGCGACAUGACGAGCGAAUGCAUGAACGUCGUCCGUCUCGCACCCGGCGUGGAAGCGCUUGGGAUCAAACUGACGGACGUCCAGGACCUGAGCAAGGGGAAGUCAGAGAAGCUGUCCGAGAGAUACUCGAUCACAGGCAAGCUGGACAUGGCAAGAAGGAACAUCUAUGCUUCCUGCUGCCAGCUGGAGGAGAUGAAAGCUUCAUUCUUCCAGUCCAAUACCUCGAGAAAGUUCUCCCCCUCGGAGGACCAGGAGAUCUACACCAAGGUCGUUGGCUGGUUGCAGAUGGUGGAGGAGUGGAAGGAGUGGAUCCUGGAGCAGUCGGCCAUCAAGUAUAGCUGCCCGCAGAAAGAUGAGAACGCAGGCUCGGAGAUCUAUCCGACCGAGGAGGACAAGUUUCAGCAGUACAAGAGAGUGGUCACUAACAACUACUCUGCUACAGACAAGUCCUCCCUUCUCGAGCUCAUCUCGAUGAUCAAGAGCUUCGUGAGCAGCCUGGAGGAGCUCCUGCCCUUCCUCGUCCCAGCCAUGGCCAGGACCUGCCACUGGCGCACACAGGAGGUUGUUGUGGGGGCAGUCGGGCAAAUGGUCAGAGACCUGCAGGAGAGGGGCAAGAAAGAGAUGGCCGAGCUCCUCCUAGUCAUACAGCAGUAUGCUGCCGACUGGCACGCGUCAGGUGGGCAGGACGGCCGGGCUGUCAUCAUGCCUCUAACGGCCCGCAAAGACUCUGUCAUGUCCCAGCGAUCGUCAGGGCCAGGCUAUCCUCUCCUCCUCCUCCUCCGAUCGAUCUGUGGGGUGGUGCUGAGGAGGGCGGAGCAGCGCAAGGGAGGGAUGUUCUCAAAGGCGGAGCUGUCAAAGGAGCAGCAGAAGACUCUCAGCAUGUGGAUGACGGAGAGCCGGUCCUUCCUCACUAUGCAGAACCUGCCCGAGUGUCUAGCAAGCCUGUCCGACCUGAGCUCGCUCUACCUCCGCGAGCUCUUCCUCGACAUGACUAAGCAGGUGCAAUUCCCUGCCUCCAUCAACCUGCCCUGGAUGUUGUGCUCGUUCCUCCUUGGCACAGAGAAGUUCACCAAGAAUCCCAUCUCCCACGUCUUCAUGCCCCUGCAUAUCUACGAUGACGCUGCUCGCUUCUCCUUGAACGUCCUCCGCAGCAAGCACCUGUUCCUCGAGAUCGAGGCGGAGGCUCAAACUUGCCUCGACAAGCUGCUCAGCUCCCUCGCUCGCAAGAUCUACGCUCACUAUCGCCUCCUCGCCGCCUCCCACCUCUUCCCUGACCUCGUUCCCCCGCACAAGGUGGAGGACAACCCGUUCAUGCGCGUUAAUCUUAAGGUCAAGCAUGUCAAGCUGCUCGGCCGCUCGGUGGACCUCAGCUCGCAGCUGAGCUGGAGGGUGGAAGACCUUCAGCGCACGUCCCUGUGGUACGCUCAGAGCAGGUUCGAAGCGACGGGCCUCAGUGGGAUUCUCGAGCUGGAGGCGCUGGUUAGGACAAGUCGGUUUGCGCACGCGUACCUGUCGGAGGACGGACUCCAGCUGACGCCGUUCGAGGAGGUGUGGCAGGACGUUUGCGAGGGGCUGAGGACGGGGCUAGCGGGCAACAGGAUCGCUCGCUACUGUGUGGGUCAGAUCCGCGCGCACCUGCUGCCGUGCAUGUACUUCGAGGAGCGGUCGCGAACGUUCGUGGAGUCGGAGCUGGAGAUGGACUACGAGGACACGGAGGGCCACACGGACUCGAGGAAGCAGAUGAGGCUGUUGAAGAAGCACCUUGAGAACACUCACCCCGACCUCAAGCGCGACAAGUACGCCCUCCUCUUUGGCUCUCGCUUGGCCACCUCGCGCAUCCUCGCUGCGCUCAAGGGCCGGGGGACGUUCGGGCGACAGCACGCGACGGCGAUGCUGCAGGUGAUGGGAGAGGAGAACGUUUCGCUGCUGCUGGAGGCCUCGACCAACCAGCUGCAGGGGCUGGUGCGGGAGGGCAUCAUCCCCUACCUCUCUAAGAUCGCUGCCGUCGGGCUUGACGCCGACAUGAAACUCCCUAGCGCACGAGACUACACGGUAGAGGGAGUGAUGGGCUACUUCGAAGACGCCAAGCUCAAGGACGUCGCCUCCUACCCACCCCUCCGCACGGGCGUCAUUCAGCAGUUCAGAGAGCUGGGAAACAUGCUCUGCUUCGCUGACCUGCUCGACGAGGCCCUCGCUGCUCUGCUCCUCUCUUCCGGCCGGCAGGUCAGGAACUUCGUGCAGAGCAAGACGGAGGCAGUGAUCGAGGAUAGCGCAAGGAGGCUGCAGACGUCGGGGGUCUUGGGGGAGGAGGCGCAGCUGCAGUCGAAAAGGCUGACAGGAAUAGCAGGACACACGAGGUCGGUCUCGGAGCUGUCGGAGCUCUCCUCCAAGCACGUCUCCCUCCUCCACAACGUGCUUGCAAAGCUUGACCAGUUCAUCGCCAACGCCAAGUUGACGUGGAUGGGAGGGAAGGACUACGACGGUGUGCCAGGAGCCGUGCUGCCUCUCCCCCCCUGGCACCUGCUCUCCUCUUCCUCCAAGGAUGUAGAGUUCCACUGGGUCUGGAGCAGCCUGACAUUCCUCCUCCUCGUCAAGUCCUGCAGGUCACCGGGCGAGUGGCAGUUCGGGGACGGGCUGCAGUGGGCGGGCUGCGCGAUCAUGCAUCUGCUGCGGCAAGAGCAUCGCUACCUCACCUUCUCCAUCCCCUCCCACAUCCUCAAGGAGGCGCAGCAGGACAGAAACCUGCCAGAGCUGGGGAGCGAGGUUGUCAAACUCUUCCUCCAGCGGGCGGAGACCUUCCUGGGCAUCGACAAACAGAUCUUCGACCGCCUGCGCGCGGUCUGCCCUCCUCCUCCCAAACCCGCCGUCAAGUUCUUCCCUCCCUCUCAGGACUUCGUCUACUCCCGCCCCAAGGUCUCCAUUGACCCUGUAGACGCCGAAGCCCCGCAGCUUGCUCCAACUCGCGCUGCAUCGCAUGUGGAUGUUGUCAAGUCAAGCGUGCAACCUACGGAAACCUCCAGCCCCUAG